Messenger RNA from Colletotrichum higginsianum IMI 349063, 189 nucleotides. RefSeq lists its product as uncharacterized. The record is from RefSeq and is a predicted model, not a curated record. Bases 1 to 189 code for a protein of 62 amino acids. NCBI's taxonomy places the organism in Eukaryota, Fungi, Ascomycota, Sordariomycetes, Glomerellales, Glomerellaceae. The transcript has a single exon.
AUGGGCAGGGAGGCGUCCUAUGGGUGGAGGGCACGAUUCAUGAACCCUGAUGAACGAGGUAAAGUGAGCGUGACCAAGAACAUGCCGUCCGCCACCGGCGUUGUUUCCGAUGACGUAUCUUGCGGUGCUGCUCCAAGGGAUGUCAUGCCGAGUGUCGACAUCGUGGAGAAGCAAGAGACAAAGGCGUAA